AUGACCCAAUACGCCGGCCAACCCGGCGCCGCCGCCCCGGCCGCCAGCAGCUCCUUCAAAGACCGCAACUGCCCCAACAUGCGCGGCUGCUGGUCCUUCUCCUGGGAGGCCUACUCGCUCAAGACGUCCGACAAGCAGGCCCUGCUGCGCCGCAUCUGCAUGUACAUCAUCCUCGGCAUCCGCACCGCGCUGUCCAUCCUCAGCAUCGUGCGCGACAUCAUCGCCGGCCGCGUCGUCAGCUGGAUCAUCGGCAUCAUCCUCGCCGUGCUGGGCUUCUUCUUCAUCGCGUGGUGUCUGGCCGUCAUCGGGCAGGCGGAGGGGCGGCGGAAGGUGUUUGGGAUCAUGCUGGGGCGCUUGUAUUUCGAUAUUUUCCUGCUCGUCACCGCAUUCAUCCACGCCGCGCUUCUGGUCGGCAGCUUCUUCGGACUCGGCAGCGGGGGCGGGUAUGCGACUUGGCUCAUUAUGUGGCUGCUGAUUUUCGGCGUUGCCUGGAUCUGCACCUGGCCUGCGGAGCCUGAGAGCUACGCCUGA
Colletotrichum chrysophilum is the source of this 531-nucleotide messenger RNA. RefSeq lists its product as uncharacterized. The transcript has 2 exons. The record is from RefSeq and is a predicted model, not a curated record. Bases 1 to 531 code for a protein of 176 amino acids. NCBI's taxonomy places the organism in Eukaryota, Fungi, Ascomycota, Sordariomycetes, Glomerellales, Glomerellaceae.